Messenger RNA from Coccidioides posadasii C735 delta SOWgp, 1297 nucleotides. RefSeq lists its product as uncharacterized. The record is from RefSeq and is a predicted model, not a curated record. Gene Ontology annotation, cellular component: SAGA complex. Lineage: Eukaryota; Fungi; Ascomycota; Eurotiomycetes; Onygenales; Onygenaceae. Gene Ontology annotation, biological process: regulatory ncRNA-mediated heterochromatin formation; regulation of transcription by RNA polymerase II; RITS complex assembly.
CAUCGAGCUCAGGAGCCAGUUUCGUUGAUGCCUCCGGAUACAAAUUCAGCGAAAAUGAUCAAAGGCCUACGAAGAUCAAAUUUAAAAAGGCUGUUGCUAAAGCUGUGAAAGGAACUAGGGAUCCCGAACCUUCCAACGCAGAGUCCGGGGGUUCCUCCCCUAUUCUCCCUGUCAUGGAUGAGAAGACAAUGGCGUCGUUUCCGACGGGUAAGCCGCGAGAAACGCAGCUGGAGACAGUCAUAUGCAAGCAUUGCAAAAGACCAGUUUUGAAGCAGACUGCUGCCGAACACAUCCGCGGUUGUUUGCGAGCAAAGCAGGAAAAGGCACGGAAGAAGAAGGAGGCAAGGGAUGCGAACCGGGCCAAAGAGAAGGCCGAUAAAGAAGGAAACGAAGACGACGGCGAGGGUGCCAUGAAGGGACAAAAGAGCGCCAAGAAAAGCGCUGGAGAGGAUGGCCCGAAGAAAGGAAAGAAGCGAAAGGUUGACGAUGACGAUAAGGAGCCUAAGAAGAAAAAGAAGAAAGAUGAGCCAAAGCCAAAGGUGCCUAAGCCAAAAGGCCCGGUUGACGUAGAGAAACAAUGCGGCGUCGUAUUGCCGAAUGGAGGCCAAUGUGCACGAUCAUUAACUUGCAAAAGCCAUUCUAUGGGUGCAAAGAGAGCUGUCCCAGGCCGCUCUCUACCAUACGAUAUGUUACUACAAGCGUACCAGAAAAAAAAUCAAGCACGGCAGCAAAAGGCUGCCAUCGAUGCGAAUGCUCCGGUCCACGAUGACCUGGAUGGAAAUGGACCCAUCGAUUCGGAUGAAGAGAAGGAUGCCGUGAUGGCUGGGCUUGCACGAUCACGGCCUCAGCCGUUGGUGACACAUCCGCUCAUUCCGACAAGGAAGAAGUAUCAUCUUGUCCGGAUGAAGGAGAUGCUUUCCCAGGUGCUGGGAAGUGGCAGUCUCUUCUCCCCAGUCGAGAGUAGCUUUCAGGGUAGAGGUUUCUUUCAGCCCGAGCUAACAUCUCUUACUUCUCCUACCUUUGGCAAUGCUGUGGAUGGGCCUGCGCAGCCGUCAGACUCUUCAAAGAAACCUUCACUUCCCCAGCAACCUUCUCAGAACCGAAUGAGCCAACCAACUGUGGCCUCGAAAAAGGUUAUGGCUACCGGUACAUCGUGAGCGGCGUUUGAAUUGUAGUCUUCAUGCAUCAAUUUUGUUUUUCUUCCAUUCUCGCGUGGGAGUUGGCAACAUUUGGGAGGUUUCUUUGGUGGAUAAGGCGUUUGGACGGGGUAGGGUGAAUGUUCCUGUACGAUAUAACG